CUUCCCUGUCACUGACGGUGACCGCUCAAUCUCCUCUUAAAAGCCUCUGACCACGGCUUUCCCAUGCCACCUCCCUAGUAGCUCUUUAUUGCGCCACGCCCUCGCCUCGCGCACGCACGCCCACAACCUGUAGCGCCUGCAGCACCUUCCACGGGCGCCAGCCCACAUGACGACGACGACGACGACUCGCCCCGCCGCUCCUACGACCGACGAAGAGGACGCGGUGCUCGCCGCGGCCGCGCCGGUCGAUGCCGCGCCACCGGGCGACGCGGACGGUCGGGAGACGCAGAAGAAGGCGCGGGCCAGGAGCAAGAAGAAGAAGAAGAAGCGGAGGAGGACGCCGAGCGAGGAGGAGGUGGCCGCGCUGCGGUCCGUGCUCCGCUGGGCUCGCCGCGGCGAGGCGGGCGACGACGAGGAGGAGGUCGGAGACUGUGCGCACCUGUCGCAGUUCGGGAGGCGGCGCCCGCGCGUGGCCCUGGAGCUGCACGCGCACUCGGCGCGCAGCGACGGCUCGCUCUCGCCCGCUGCGCUCGUCCAGCGCGCGCACCGCAAUGGGGUGAAAGUGCUCGCACUGACUGAUCAUGACACCAUGGCUGGUGUUCCGGAGGCGAUUGAGUCAGCAAAGGAAUUUUGCAUCAGGAUCAUCCCAGCCGUUGAGAUAAGCGCAGUUUAUCGGCCUGGUAAUGGAUCAGGAGCCGAGGAACCUGUUCAUAUUCUUGCAUACUACGCUAGUUGGGGGCCUGCUAAAUCUCAGGAGCUGGAGAAGGUUCUAUCUAGCAUCAGGGAGGGCCGCUAUACUCGUGCGAAGGAGAUGUUAUUCAAACUUAGGAACCUCGAUAUGCCGCUGAAGUUUGAAGACGUGUGUAAUAUAGCAGGGAAUGGAGUGGCUCCAGGCCGAGUGCACGUGGCACGUGCCAUGAUUAAAGCUGGAUAUGUUGAUAAUCUUAGGCAAGCUUUUAGCAGAUACCUGUAUGAUGGAGGGCCUGCUUAUGCUACUGGUAGUGAGCCAGCUGGGGAAACUGUUGUGCAACUAAUUUGUAGAACUGGGGGUUUAGCAGUUUUGGCUCACCCAUGGGCAUUGAAAAAUCCUGUUCCUGCUAUAAAGGAUUUGAAAGCGGCUGGUCUGCACGGUAUUGAGGCCUAUCGAAGCGAUGGGAAACUAUCUGGAUUGAGCGAUCUGGCAGAUACUUAUGAGCUUUUGAAGCUCGGUGGUUCAGAUUACCAUGGACGAGAUGACAAGGAAGAACCUGAUAUAGGAAGUGUCGAUCUUCCGGUCUUGGCAUUUUUUAAGUUUCUUGAGGUAGCUCAACCAAUCUGGCGUAAUGCUAUGAUGGAAAAUUUUGCCAACACUAUCGAAAGGAUACCUGACUUGAAUGGCUCAAAAGGAUGUCGACGUACUAGCUCUGGAAACGAUUUUUGUAGUAUGUGCCUUUCUUCUCCAGAAUUGGAAGAAACAGACGAUUCUCAGGUUGAGAUCCUCCAAAUGGUUUUUUCAGACAUUAUCCUCAGUAACAGAAGCUGCAAGACGCAUAUUGAGCAGCGGGCAGAAAUCACCUCCCGUCUCCAUUGACAUAGGCUGGUUCGUGCAGUUUUAACAUGAUAUUGGCUGGAGUUCAAUUUAUUCAUAUUUUGGAAAAUUCCAAAUUGUCCAGAGGGCGUGUGGUGAUGUUUUAUAUGAUCGAUUGACUUGAUUGCAGAAGUAACAUGGUAAGAGAUCUGUAAACUAACCAUCAAACUUUCUCUAGAUGUCUUGAUUGUUUUGCUUGAUCGGUUGCAUUUCAUGAGAAUGAUGAAGGCAAAUUCCUCUCCUUUUUUUGUUGGGAGCAUGUCAAAUCUCUUGUAGGAUUUGUAUAUAAUUUCAGCAGAAAAUGGAGCACAUUAUAUCUAAA
Lolium perenne is the source of this 1889-nucleotide messenger RNA. RefSeq lists its product as uncharacterized. NCBI's taxonomy places the organism in Eukaryota, Viridiplantae, Streptophyta, Magnoliopsida, Poales, Poaceae. Gene Ontology annotation, molecular function: 5'-3' RNA exonuclease activity; 5'-3' DNA exonuclease activity. The record is from RefSeq and is a predicted model, not a curated record.